AUGACACUGGUAUGCAGGAAGUAUCGUGUAGAACACGUAUUAUCAUGCCCCAAGGGAGGGUUUCCAUCACUACGUCACAACGAAAUCAGAGACAUAACGGCCAACCUCCUAUCAGAAGUCUGCAACAAUGUAUGCAUUGAACCACACUUGCAGCCAAUCUCAGGAGAGCACCUCCCAGGAACAACAGCAAACAUCACAGAAGGAGCUCGCCUAGACAUUGCCGCAAAUGGGCUAUGGGGAGGACGCUUCGAACGCACCUACUUUGACGUGCGCGUCUUUAACCCCCAUGCAGCCUCAAACAGACAGACCAACCCCUACAGAAAACACGAAAUGGUAAAGAAACGUGCUUAUGAAAGUCGAAUCCAAGAAAUAGAGCACUCUUCCUUCACACCACUCGUGAUGUCAUCAACAGGAGGCCUUGGCCCCGCUUCAACAUCCACUUACAAGCGUCUUGCCACCCUCCUGGCCGCAAAAUGGGACCAACCCUAUACCUUCACAAUGAAUUGGCUGAGAUGCCGCCUCUCGUUUUCACUCCUAAGAUCUUCAAUCCAAGCCAUCAGAGGAGCUCGUUCAACUGCAGGCAAGGCCUCAAAAGCAACUUCCCUCCCAAUCGAUUUAGUGAUCAGUGAGUCACUGAUAACAGACCACUGAUCCCUGAACAUUGAACUAACUAGCAUAAUUAUUACACUGUACUGC
Halichondria panicea is the source of this 696-nucleotide messenger RNA. RefSeq lists its product as uncharacterized. The record is from RefSeq and is a predicted model, not a curated record. The transcript has 2 exons. Bases 1 to 651 code for a protein of 216 amino acids. Lineage: Eukaryota; Metazoa; Porifera; Demospongiae; Suberitida; Halichondriidae.